AUGAUUAAAAAGAAUAUUGGUGGUUGUCGUCGGACACAAGACUUACUGCGAGUGAGAGCUACUGACCCGAGGCCAUGCCCGAAAUGUGGAAAGAUCUACAGAUCUGCGCAUACGCUGAGAACGCAUCUUGAAGAUAAACACACAGUGUGUCCUGGAUACCGUUGUGUACUCUGUGGCACAGUGGCCAAGUCCCGCAAUUCGCUACACUCGCACAUGUCGCGGCAACAUCGCGGCAUCUCCACCAAGGACCUCCCCGUACUGCAGAUGCCAACACGAUUCGAUCCAGAACUCGCAAGCCAGUUAUUAGCUAAAGCAGGUGUAAAGGUAUCGCCAGAGCAGUUGCGAGCGCGGGCGUCACCCACCGGCCCGCGCCGCUCCGACAUCAAACUGGACGCUAAGUCUGCUGCCUCUGAAAACAGCUCGUUAUGCGGCGAUAACGACGAUGAUCUCAGCCAGUCCAAAUACCAGGAUUCGUUACCUGUUUCUCCACCACAUAUAAACAAUUUAACAAACACAACAAUAACAAAAGUGCCAGCAGUGCGAGCAGUUACAGCCAAAGCUGUAGAAAAUUUACCUCACGGCUUAUCCGGAUUGAAGCAUGAUGACUACCCACCAGGCUUCGGAGGAGGAUCAGCCAUAUUGGAUACCUACCUUCAGUAUAUAGGAGAAAAUGUCUUUGGAAUGAACGCUGCAAAACUCGCACAAAUGAAUGCUAUGCAUAUCGACAGGAAAACUUACGACGAGCCUUCACCUCAAAUGGGGUCACUGCCUCCACCACCCACGACACUUGCACACCAACGUUUCUUGAAACAGAUGCAGCGACAGUACACUGAUAAUAUGGGUAAACCGGAUAUCAUGCGAGAUGCCGACGAACCUUUAGACCUGGGCAAAGAGAGACAAAGGAACGACAGCAUCAGCGAAGCUGAGACAGACAAACAGGAUAUGGACAAGGAUAUGACUAAGGAUUACUACAAUAAGGGAUAUAACGACGAUGAUAGAAAUAGGGUGAACAGCUCGGAACAGGAGCUCGAGCACAGCGGCCAGGACGACGGCGACUACUCUGAGGACGAGCACAAUAAAACGGCGUCUUCA
Messenger RNA from Brenthis ino (lesser marbled fritillary), 1092 nucleotides. NCBI's taxonomy places the organism in Eukaryota, Metazoa, Arthropoda, Insecta, Lepidoptera, Nymphalidae. The record is from the annotation of a GenBank genome assembly.